UUUUCAGAGAAUUCAGCGAAAGUUAAUAAGUGCAAUUCAACGAACAAAUCAUGGCGGAUCAGUUGAACAAGGCCAUGGGCGACUUGUCCGUGGAGACGAUCGCCUUGCCGGAAAAGCGUGCUCCUGGUAACAUCGGAGCUAAGACCGAGUUUAUCACGAAUCUGACCCCCUUAUCACUCAAACCGAACAUCCCUUUUUUCAAAUAUGACAUCCGCAUGUAUGUAGUGUACAAAGGGGCAGAUGGGCAGGAGCGUUUGAAGGAGCUCACCAAACAAACGAAGGAUGACUUCCCUGAGCAAGAGCGAAAAACUGCAACCGUUUUGGUAUACAAGAAUCUGUUGAAAUGCCACGCAGAUAUGUUCCCGUCUGACGGGGCACUAUUUUACGAUCGCGCCGCGAUAUUGUUUUCUGCUCAGAAGCAGAUCAAACUGGAUGGCGAGGAGAAAACCUUCAAUCUGCCUGCUAGUGUCAUUCCUAACGGGGGGACUGACGCUGAAUCGAUCAGAGUCGUGAUCAAAAAAGUCACGGACGGAUUCCAAGUCACUUCAAAUGAUCUUGCCAAAGCCGUCAAUGUUCGUGAGCUAGAAAAAGACAAAGGACUGCUUGAAGUUUUGAACAUUGCCAUGUCUCAGAAAGGAUAUCUAGAAACCUCGCAGUUUGUGACUUACGGGUCUGGAGUGCAUUACCUAUUCGACCAUCGUGCUUUGGGCUUCAGAGACAACGAAGUACCUGAACUCAUGGAUGGUAAAUACAUGGGAAUAGGAGUAACAAAAAGCGUAAAAGUGCUGCAAGGCGACAAAGGUCCUAGUGCCCCCACGGCGUUCGUUGUGACCGAUAUCACAAAGGGAGCGUUUCAUAUCGACGAUCAGAACCUGCUUGAGAAAAUCUCUUCGUUGUCAAUCUUCAUAGACCCUAGGUCGGGGCAAUCACGUUUCACCGUGGAAGCGGCCAUGCAGAUCUACAAUCAGAAGUCUAUUUUGCAGAUAAUCAAAGGCCUCUACGUCAAAACGAUGUACGGGAAGAAACGAACGUUCCCCAUUGGAAAUCUCGCGCAACCAGCGAAUCAGCUGAAGUUCCAAACAACGGAUGGCUCGCAAUGUACCGUUGAAGAAUACUUCAGAAAACACUACAAUAUUACUCUGAAGUAUCCAAACAUAUUCACUGUGUCGGAGCGACACAACCCGCACACAUAUUAUCCCGUAGAACUCCUGACGGUUGCUCCGUCGCAAAGGGUCACCUUGCAGCAACAAACGCCAGACCAAGUCGCCACAAUGAUUAAGGCGUGUGCGACAUUGCCGCAGACUCGUCUCAAUCAGACCAAAAUUUUGAAGGAUGCGUUAAACAUCAAGAAUGGAAAUCCAUAUCUGAAAGCUGCUGGAAUUGACAUUGCUAACGGGUUCACGAAGGUUCAAGGAAGAGUACUUCCAUCACCGUCGAUUGUCUAUGGAGGGAAUCAGUUGAUCAAACCUGUGGAUAAUUGCAAAUGGAACGGCGACCGCUCACGUUUCCUGGAACCAGCAAAACUGUCCAACUGGGCAGUUUGCGCCACUUUGACGCAGAACGAUGCUCGUCGAUUACACAUCAAGGACUAUGUAUCGCGCAUUGAAGGACGUUGCCGCCAACGCGGAAUGGAAGUCGAACCAUGCGCCGAGGUUUUCACCCUUCAGCGCCAGAACUUCGACAGUCUCAAGGAGUGGUAUGCUUCACAGAAGGCAAAGAAUCGUAACUACUUGAUGUUCAUCACAUCUGAUAACAUCAAGCAGCACGAUCUCAUCAAGCUAUUAGAAAUAGAGUACCAGAUUGUUUCACAAGAGAUCAAAGGAUCAAAGGUGGAUGCUGUCCUGGUAAAAAAUCAGAAUCAAACCCUCGAUAAUGUCGUGGCAAAGAUCAACGAAAAACUCGGAGGCGUCAAUUACAACAUAUUGCUAGGCGCAAAACCAAAUGACACCGCGAGCAAAUGGUUGUGUGACAAGGAUAGGCUGUUCGUGGGAUUCGAAAUUUCCAAUCCACCGGCGUUGUCAAAGUCAGAGCUGGAGCGCGGAGCCAGUUACAAGAUGCCUUCCGUGUUGGGUUGGGGCGCAAAUUGCGCGAAGAACAGCCAGCAAUAUCUUGGUGACUAUGUCUACAUCGAGCCGCGCCAAUCUGAUAUGAUGGGCGCUGUGUUAGCCGAACUCAUUGUUGAUAUCCUGAAAAGAUUCCGCGCCGCUACUGAUUUGGCUCCUCGCCACAUUGUUCUCUACUUCUCAGGAAUUUCUGAAGGACAGUGGAGCCUGGUGGCAACCACCUACAUCCGCGCUAUACAAGCUGGUAUCAAAUCUCUGUCAAGCAACUAUAAACCAAGUCUUACUGCGUUGACAGUAUCCAAGGAUCACAACGAGCGCAUCUAUAAAGCGAAUAUUACUGGGAACCGCGCUGCAGAACAGAAUAUUCCACCUGGAACCAUCAUCGAUACAACAAUUGUCUCUCCUGUCAUCAACGAAUUUUACCUCAACUCCCAUUCAGCAUUCCAGGGAACCGCCAAAACGCCGAAAUACGCUUUGGUUUUCGAUGAUUCCAAAAUCCCCAUCGAUGUCAUUGAGAGCAUGACGCAUGGGUUGUGCUACUUGCAUGAGAUAGUAACUGCUACUGUUAGCGUUCCAGCGCCUUUGAUCGUUGCUGAUCGUUGUGCGAAGCGUGGACACAAUGUCUAUAUUGCCAAUUCGAAUCAAAGGAAACCAGUUGGCAGCAUCAAGGAGGCCAACGCGAAACUCGUCAAUCAAGGACAGUUACAGAAAGUCCGUUACAACGCCUAAUUAUCAGGAUCUUCUCUGCCUUGUCGCCGGGUUACUUAAUCUCUCACUAUUCGUGUUUUUAUGUACAUUAUGUGUAAAUUGUUCUUUGGAUAUAUAUGUUCACCUAAUUUCGAAGAUGCCUAACAUUGUAGCAUAAGGGCUACGGAUUUUUUUCUGCCAUCGCAUGCAUCUAGCAUAGUAUUAGACUUAUUUCAUCAGUAUUAUUGUUCAGUUUUUCUAAUCCUUCUAUCUAAUGAAUUUUGUGAAGGUACAAGUGUUUUCGUUGCAGAAGUAAAAAGUAAAAUGAC
Messenger RNA from Cylicocyclus nassatus, 3079 nucleotides. Lineage: Eukaryota; Metazoa; Nematoda; Chromadorea; Rhabditida; Strongylidae. The record is from the annotation of a GenBank genome assembly.